AUGGAAAAAAUUGUCAAAGCGGUCCAUACCUUAGGCGAGCAGGCCGAUGAUUUGCAGCGGAAGAAGAUAUUGAUUGCCCUUCGUGACCUAUCUACAUAUAUUGAAACUCCACAGGAUACCAUGCCAAGGAUUUCGCAUGCACAUCUCGAACCGAUUCUGAUCCGUAUAGGACACAAGUUGCGGAUUUUCCAACUUGUCACCGAGGCCAAGCAACCUCUAACCGUGGACGAACUAGCGCAAAAAACAGACACAAACCCAAGCCUUCUGAGUGCGACUAAUUUCCACUUUACCAAAAGCCGCAUUCUGAGAUACUUGGCGUCAGUGGGAGCACUGAAAGAAACAGCCAAGGAGACAUAUAGUGCAAGCAAAAUAACCCUUAGUUUGAAUGAACCAGGAUUCGAAAGCGCCAUUUACCACAAUGUGGAAACAAUUGCUCCCGGCUUUUGGGCCUUUUCCGAGUAUUUGGAAGAGAACAAAUACCAAGAGAUUUGUGAUCCGACCAAUACUCCUUUCCAGAAAGCAUGGAAGCUUGGUGGUCAAAAUCCUUUUGCCUGGCUUCAUCCCAGCAAGAAAAGUUCACCCACUUCAAUCGCUUCAUGGAGGCCCAACACAAAGGCAUGCGCCAGUGGUUGGACAGGCACGAAUCUACUACUUUCGCAACAUCAUGCACACGAUUACCCGGAUGAAAAGGCAAUGGAAAUCCUUCAAAAUACCACAUCUGCCAUGGGGCCGGACUCUGUUAUCUUGAUUGACGACAUGGUCAUUCCCAACAUGGGCGCUCAUUGGCACGCCACUCAGGUGGAUAUGGUCAUGAUGGUGUCACUGGCCUCUCGUGAACGCACCGUCGAUCAGUGGAAUGCCCUGGUUGCCAAGGCUGGUCUCCAAAUCAAACGCCUGUUUUACGUACACGGACAGUCUGGGCGACAGUAUACUUGA
Talaromyces atroroseus is the source of this 936-nucleotide messenger RNA. RefSeq lists its product as hypothetical. The transcript has 5 exons. The record is from RefSeq and is a predicted model, not a curated record. Bases 1 to 936 code for a protein of 311 amino acids. Gene Ontology annotation, molecular function: O-methyltransferase activity. Lineage: Eukaryota; Fungi; Ascomycota; Eurotiomycetes; Eurotiales; Trichocomaceae.